AGCGUCGUCGCGGAAGGUUGGUCGGUGAGUUUUGGGCCACAGAGCGUGCCGUAGAGGGGCGUGGCGACGCACCAGCGAUUUGAUUCGCAGAGUUCACGUGCUGGUCGCAGCGCUUCUUGAACCCACCAUGGCUCAACAGGGGAGUCUAAACCUCAAUAACGAGGUUGUGAAGAUGAGAAAAGACGUGAAGAGAAUCCGAGUGCUGGUUAUCCGAAAACUUGUCAGAAGCGUUGGCAGACUCAAGUCAAAAAAGGGUACUGAAGAUGCACUCUUAAAAAACCAGAGACGGGCACAACGAUUGCUUGAAGAAAUUCAUGCAAUGAAGGAAUUGAAACCUGAUAUAGUAACUAAAUCUGCUCUCGGUGAUGAUAUCAACUUCGAAAAAAUCUGCAAGAAGCCUGAUUCUACUGCAACUGAAAGAGCAAUUGCUAGGCUAGCAGUGCAUCCUCUUCUGAAGAAAAAAAUAGAUGUGCUAAAAGCUGCUGUCAAAGCUUUUAAAGAUGCAAGACAAAAUGUUGUUGAAAUUAACUCAUCAAAGAAUGCUUCAGUAGAAAAUCAUUCCAAGGACACUUUGUGUUCAAAUGAUGAUGCCAGUAAGUUACAGCAUGAAGGAACUAUUGUCAGUGAGCAAAAAGAGAAAGAAGCCAAAAUAUUGGCAAAGAAACCAAGAAAUUCAAAAGAAAAAAUAACCAAGAUGGAACAUGGACCCAAUGCUGUAGACAUUCCAGAUUCUCCAUCAAAGCCUUCUGAAAGGGAUUCUGUAGUUCCGUCUGAACCGCGGAAGACACCUGCUGACCCAAAAAUGAAAACAAUAAGUAAAACUAAAAAAAGUAAAGGGUCCAAUAGCUCCCUUGGUGAUAACAGUGAUGGAGAAGAAUUACAGGAAGAAGAAAAGGAGUAUUUUGAUGAUAGCACAGAAGAAAGGUUUUACAAACAGUCUUCAAUGUCUGAGGAUAGUGACAGUGGUGAUGACUUCUUCAUUGGGAAAGUCAGACGGACACGAAAGAAGGAAAGUAGUUGCCAUUCUUCAGUUAAGGAACAAAACCCCCCCAAAAAUGUGUUACCUGAAGAAGAUCUACUUGAAACCCAUCAGAAUAUAAGAAAAGACAAAAACCCGCCAAGUACAGAAUCAAGGAAGUUUGAGUCAGUGUUUUUCCAUUCUUUAUCUGGAUCUAAAAUCUCCAGAAGAGAACAGCCUCCAAAAAGCAAAACCCCAGGUUUUCGGCAAAAUGAACUUCAGCUCAAGAAUCCGUUUAAUAGGAGUGCACAGAGAGGACUUGAAAAUACAAAACAGCAGUCACAGCUGCCUCUUCAUCCUUCAUGGGAAGCAAGCAGGAGGCGGAAAGAACAGCAGUCUAAAAUUGCUGUGUUUCAGGGGAAAAAAAUUACAUUUGAUGAUUGAUUAGGACUUCUUUCUGUGAACCAGCCUGUUAUUAAAGUUAUGUUUACAUAAGCCGUGCACAAAUCAAGUACAUACUUAAAUUGUUUCUUAAUAAUAUACCCGCACUCUUCCCUCUGCAAGAAUUCUGAGAUCACAACUCUCUCGGUCUUGGUCAUGUGCACUUAUCAUGAAGUGAAUAUGACAAGUGUAGCUCUUGUUUCUUGCCUUGAAAAUGAAUGUUUAGGAGAUAUAUUUUCUGUGGAAAAUAUGAGGAAAUUAUAGUUAUUUAAAAUAGAUCAUCUUUCCUAAGAGUUAUUCUUAGCAAAACUAAGUUCACUUUUAUUAUGGGUAUGAAGACAAUAAAUUAUAAAAAUAAAUGUUAAUUUUUAUUAUACUUUUAA
Molecule: messenger RNA, 1782 nt
Organism: Herpailurus yagouaroundi (jaguarundi)
Lineage: Eukaryota; Metazoa; Chordata; Mammalia; Carnivora; Felidae
Gene: SRFBP1
Product: serum response factor binding protein 1
Exons: 8
Coding region: 128-1402 (424 amino acids)
Biological process (GO): maturation of SSU-rRNA
Cellular component (GO): nucleus; 90S preribosome
Source: RefSeq, a predicted model, not a curated record